ACAGAAUGUUGUAGGAAUAUUUGCUCCAUGGAAAGUAAGCCCUCAGGCUUUUUAGUAAGACAAUGCAAAAGUCCAUAUAGUUUUCUGACUUGACUUGAUAUUUGCUCGUUCUGGAUGCCAUUUCAGGUUAGCCUAAGUGAAACUUUACAGCCGCAAACCAGACAAAGGCCCGCGGCAGGUGGAUCCUCUGCUGUUCCCGAGCAACUGGGAUCAUGCACUGCUCUGAUCACACUGAGCCUUCCUGGUUACUUGGCGAGGAGGAUAAAGUUGAACCCAGGCUUUGAUUGCCUUCUGAGAGAGAGGACUGGAAAGAACAAAAGUAGCAAACAUCUGUGAACUAGUGAAUGCACAAAGCCAUAAACUAUAUUGUUGUCUACUUGGCUGUUAUGGCUUUAAUUAAAAACAAUUAAUUUUAAUUUUACUGCUUAGAUCUGCAUGUGCCAUCUCAUGACGAGACUGUAAACUUGACUGUGUAUCCAUCUUAAAGUCAAGAGAGUGAGAUUCAGGGAUUCAUUCUGCAGGGAUGCUUCCUGUGGUUUGGGCAUUCCUGGAAUGUUGGAAGGAUUUUCCAUGGAAGAUAAUUUUCAGAUAUCGGGUGACACAUAGAGUGAGAGAUUUGCCUACAUUUACAGCCAAAAGCUCAAACAUACACCCACACACCCACACACACACUAAUAUCCCAGCUAACUGUGCGUGUCCCUGUGAGUGCAUGUGUGUGUGUGUGUGUGUGUGUGUGAGUGACUAUAAGUGAGUAGGCUGUGCCGCACCCACACUUUGUUGCUUUGCUGUGAAUGUGUGGUGAGCCUCAGAAUGCACUGAAGAAUUUGGGCGCUGCUGCAAAAAAGUAAACAGUAGCCUUCACUUGAGAUUCAACCUUUACUGUUAAAGAAGAGGUGAGGUUUGUUUAAAAAGAAUAUGAGGACAGUUUAUUUUAGCUAUUAAUACAAACGGGUGAAAAAUGCGAGGACAAAUAUAAGAAAUGUAGAUUCCAUAGCACAUGAGGUGUCACUGAAUGGUUUGACCAGCAGGAAAAUGAUGAGAAUCAGAUUCACAUCUAGUCUCAAUGGAGCAGCUAUGAAUUUGAGAUUUGCAGUGUUCAACAUCACCAGAGGAACAAUCCUGGGGUUGUUCUGGCAGCCCAGCACCAUACCAAGACACUUUUAUGUGGAUUUUAAUCGUGUGCAGGUUGUACUGUAACCCCUUGAAGCACCCUGCGUCAGUUUAUUUAUUUCUGGUGUGUGACAGACAGAGAACAACAGAAGAAGAGAACAGAAGAGAUUACAGCUGCUGCUGUUAUCUGACCUCCCAGCAUGCACGUAUCCUCGUCAAACACAUAAUUAACACUUUGAGCAGCAGCCGCACCGUUAUAAGGCACUGUAAAUAACCUGAACGUGACUUUACCCAGAAUGAAGUCAACUGUGUUUUGUUUUUCUCUUAAUUUUAAGGAUGGUGUCUGCUGUGUGAAGUGUGUUAUGUCUGGACCCUAUGACUAUGACUGGACCUAGCUGAUGAAUCACAGGAUGGAGAGCGGGAUGGCUAAUACCUUAAAAGAUGAGAAGAUGAAUGUGGAGGCUCUAAGCAGAGCAGAGCUGCUGACUCUCCUCAGUGUGCUGGAAGGAGAGCUGGAGGCCCAGGAUGUGGUCAUCCAUGCCCUGAGGGCUCAGCAGAGAGACACAUUCGUCCAGGAGCGUUAUGGCGAGUAUGACCUCAGCGAUCCCUUCCUGGCCCUGCAGCGGGACAGUGAGCCCUCAGAGCGCCAGAACACGCUCACUCAGACUCGUACCAACCUGCAGGGCCGGGCGGUGGGACCCAACCCGCUUGCGGUCCUUAAACUGGUCAUGGCUCACUGCAAGAGGAUGCAGGAGAGGAUGAUGGGUCAGCUGUCUGCUGCUGAGAGCAGACACAGGCGGAUUAUAGCUGAUCUGGAGGAGGAGAAACGACGGUGUGCUCAGAAGUCUGCGCAGAAUGAUGAUUUCACCUUCAUGCUGCAGGCGGAAAAUGACAAACUACUGCUACAGUUGGAGGUGGAGCGGGCAACAGUGCGGAGGUUAGAGAAGGAACACGCACAGGCGGUGGGCCAGGUGGAGGAGUCACUGUCCCAGCAGCAAGAGCUCUCAUCCAACCUGACUCUGGAGCUCCAGAAAGCCUGCAGCCAGGCGCAGGAGGAGGCUCACAAAGUCUCCCAACUCCGCACGUUGCUGCGAGAGGAGACCAGUGCCCUGGAGAAGCUCACGGGGGUUCUCGGAGAUGAGAAGAGCAGGGCAGCCCAGCUAGACGUGAGGUCUGAAAGGCAGCUGGCUGAGUUUGACAUCGAGAGAGAGCAGAUGAAAGCCCGGAUCGGCAAAGAGGAGGAGAGGAGCAAGGGACUUGAGAGGCAACUGGAGGAGCUGAGGAAGAGGUUGGCUGAAACUGGAGGGGUUAAAGAAGAGCUAAAGGAGUCUGUGACAGAGGGGAAAGAAUCACUUUCCAUCGUGGGGUCCACCUCUGUUCAGACUGAGCCAGAUGGAAAGAUAACUGCCGCCCCUAAAUCCUCCUCACUAUCAAAGGUCAAUGGCCAUCCCACUCAUAAAGAGUCAGAACCACCACCGGAGGGGAGAGGACCAGAACAUGGUGGGGUGGUAGAGAAUGGGGGAGCAGGACUUUUGCAUUCCCCUCUUCCCCCUCAUCCGCACCUUCACUCUCCCUCCAGCACGGCCUCCUCUUCGCUCUCCUCUUCGCCCAUUUCCUCGCCUGUUCUUGCCAAGCGUCUGGGCAGCCCAGGCUUCCAUCAGUCCUCCUACCAGGCUGGUAUCAACCAGCGCUUCCAUGCCGCCAGGCACAAGUUCCAGAGCCAGGCUGAGCUGGAGCAGCAGCAGCAUGGGGGCCCUCUUUCCCCCAGGGACCUCUCCCCCACCACCUCCUCCAUCCCUCCCCCACUAGAGCACAGCUCAGCGAAGCAGCUGGCCCGCAACACCGUCACUCAGGUGCUGUCCCGCUUCACCAGCCAGCAGGCUGGCGUCAAGCUGGCACCACUCAGCAGCUCUCCUUUUGGUACCGACUACCGCAACCUGGCAGCAACUCCUCCCGGCGGGAGGUCGCCUUCUUCAGGGCCGCUAUCUCCGGGGAUCCGCUCCCCCCUCACUCCUCGCUCAGAGAGGACUCAUCCUCCUCUGACCGCUCCCAAGAAGCCCGGCAUGAGUCCAACUCCAGGCUCCCCAAGUCACUCUGCUCGGACCAGUCUCUUCCCAGAGCUGACUGGGAACUGUGGACAACGCAGCAGUGGGCAGGAAGGAGCCAAGGAGCCAGACCUGGUUUUAUCUUCCAGCAGCUAACGGACAGAUUAUACAAGCUAACUCCUAAAUAAAUCAGGCCUGAAGUUUUAGAAUGAAAAUAUGUCUGUUAUUUUACACUUUAACUUUAUAUUAAGGGUGUUUAGAAAUCAUACCUAUAAAGAAAACAAGAUAAAGACCUGUUUAGUUUUGAACGUUUCACAGUACAACUCUUUUCCCUUAAUACUAGAAUAACAAAUAAGACUUUAGUCAGAAGCAACACUGUAUAGAAAGUAGAAAGGCUGAAAUAAAUGGAUGUAAAGUAUAGAAAAUGUUUAGCGAUCACCAUUUCACAAUAAACUAGUGAGUAGUUUUGAAAUAUUAUUCCAAACAAGCAGUAUGCAGUUUCUGUUGAAAUGGUCUGAAAAAACACUAUUGUAAAUAGUUUGAAGAGCUCACAGUUGAUUCUGUGAACAUCACAUGCAUGUGCUGUUUUGUUUCUUUUACACUUGUCAUGAAUACACUGAAUCGUGUCCCUAAAUGGGGGGCACACUUUGUACAACAUUACUGUAAGAUACUGGAUGUCAACAAUUUAUAAUAUUUUCAUUCAGGGAAGUUUAACUUCUGCUUUAUCCAAACCACGAAGGACUAUGUCACCAUUAUGUGACAACUCUUUGGGGAUAUUCCAUCAUUGGACAAAAUGGGGACUAUAGGUUUGAAUUGUGCUACUGUAACCGUUUAGUAUCUGUAAAAUAAUGUACAUAUAUUGUUGUGUCUUGUCCUAACAGUGCUACAGAAGUUUGUUUUAGGUUUAACAUGCUUUUUGUCUUUACAAUCAAGAAUAGAUGGAAACUUAUUGUUUUAGCUUAUCAAUUUAAAUCUGUAGUUGUAUACACUGUCUGGGAGGUGCCACACCACCCGUCUCUUGUAAUAAAUAUGCAUAUCAUGAAAACCUGCAA
This is a messenger RNA of Pseudoliparis swirei, 4207 nucleotides long. Its product is annotated as CTTNBP2 N-terminal-like protein. The transcript has 6 exons. The record is from RefSeq and is a predicted model, not a curated record. Lineage: Eukaryota; Metazoa; Chordata; Actinopteri; Perciformes; Liparidae. The coding region runs from base 1509 to 3311 and encodes 600 amino acids.